Molecule: messenger RNA, 1248 nt
Organism: Plasmodium relictum
Lineage: Eukaryota; Apicomplexa; Aconoidasida; Haemosporida; Plasmodiidae
Product: conserved protein, unknown function
Exons: 1
Coding region: 1-1248 (415 amino acids)
Biological process (GO): glycolipid biosynthetic process
Cellular component (GO): plasma membrane; lipid droplet; mitochondrion
Source: RefSeq, a predicted model, not a curated record
AUGAGUGAAAAGAAAUAUGAUAUAUUAUUAUUUGGUAGUACAGGAUACACUGGUAAAAUGGUUUUAGAAUACUUACUGAAAAAUUAUAAAACAAAAAUAUUUAAUGAUGAGAUAAAGUUAUUGUGCCCUGUAAGAAACAUAGAAAAAUUAAAUAACAUUUUGUUAAACAUUAAAGAAGAGGAAAAUAUUAAUAUUGAAAAAAUAAACAAAAUAGAAUGUGAUAUAAAUAACUAUGAAUCUGUUUUAAGAUGUUGUGAGAUGUGCAAUGUAGUCAUUAGUACAAUAGGGCCAUAUAUAAUAUAUGGAUAUAAUAUCGUUAAGGGAUGUAUUGAAGGGAAUGCACACUAUUUAGAUAUAUGUGGUGAACAUACUUUUAUUUUAAAAAUAUAUAAAGAAUUUAAUGAAAUAGCAAAGAAGAAAAAAUUGAAAAUAAUUCAUAGUGCUUCCUUUAUUUCAGCGAUUAGUGACUUAGGAAAUUUUAUUAUUCAAAAUGAAUCUUUAAAUUUAUAUAAAAAGCCUUGUCCGUAUAUUCGAGUACGUAUAUCAACAGAAGGUUUCCAUUUAAGAACUAUCGGAAAAACAACAAUAAAGAGUUGUUUACUAUUUAAAAAGCAAAUAGGUAAUAGUUAUAAUAAGCAUUAUUUAUGUGAUAACAAAUAUGAAAAAAAUACUUUCUCUAAAAAAAAAAAACAACAAAACAAUUAUUUUUUUGAUUACGAAAAAGAGUUUGGUUACUGCUUUAAUACUCCUUAUUCUAAAGUAGAAGAAGCAUAUGUAAUAUGGUCUAAUUACUUAUUGAAUUAUAAAUACGGAAAAGACUUAGUUGUGAGUUAUAAGGAUUAUGAUCCUUAUUUAACUACAACUAAAUAUGUUAUUAAAAGAACGUUCUCUAUAAUAUUCAAUUUUUUGUUAUCCUUUAGUUUUUUUGAUUAUUUUAUAAAGAAAUAUGUUGAUUUAAUUCAUAAACCAAAAACAUCUGAAGAACUAAAAAAAGCUUUUUGGAAGUGUAUAAUAAUUGGUGAAUCUAACGAUGAAAAAAGAAAAAAGAAAAUCUCUCUAUAUUUAAGUGGAAAAAAUGAAGAUCCUGGUUACUUAUUAACUUCAAAAAUUAUAUCAGAGUCAGCAAUUGUAUUGCUUCAAGAUAAAUUACCAGAUAACUUCGGUGUAGUUUCUAUAUCAGUUGGCCUAGGUAUGGCUAUAGUUGAUAGAUUAAAACAAGCUUCCAUCAAUAUACAUAUUGAGAAAUAA